CGCGCCAAAAUAGAUUGCGCUCUCUGGUUGACAGAUCUGUCGAAUCUAACGAAGCGUUGUCAACUUCGCAGCAUACCCGGGUAUCUCGCAUCGCGUAUACGAGUUGUCCGGUAUGAAUCGAACGUCUAAAAAUAGCGGCGAGGAGAAUUGUGCACCUCUUUUACCGUUUUUCGAAUAAUCACGGUGGUGGCUACGCACCGCUGUAAGACUUGGGAAGAGAUCGGAGCGAGCGUGAAGGGAUAAACCGAGACAAGAUGGACAUGGAAUCCCUGUACGACUACGGGGAGGAAGAUCAGGACUUCUACGAGGAGAGCCCCGGCAGCAGGAAAGGCUAUCCCAUCGACCACAGAUCCAUAAAACGUGACGUCCGAUGCAUGGGCAACUUUCUGGGAGCCAGCGGCAUCACCGAUGGUAGCGGUAUGCUGACAGUGAUGGCGAAAUUGUUGAAACAAGAGCUGGCUUCCGACGCUGAGGAGGAGAGCCUGGUGCCAGCACUCUCCGGCAGAUUCACCUCCAUACAGAAGGUGCCUUCUCUUUCGGACCUCUCCGAUCCUGAAAGCUCCUUAGAUAUACCGGCGCAAGUGCCGCCGUUAACACCUGGGACCAACAAGAAGAUGACCGAGGCUCUGGAAGCCUCCUUCGCGUCUUGGGAAAAGGAACGACUCCGUUUGAACAUAACUAAAGAUCCGAGGCAAUGGUCGGAAGCAGCUGUCGCUCACUGGUUACACUGGGCCAUCGGAGAAUUCUCCUUGGAGGGUGUAGCCGUGCAGCCGUGGCAGCACAUGACGGGCAAGCAGAUUUGUGCCAUGGGGAAGGAGUCCUUUCUAGCACGUGCCCCCGCCUUCAUGGGCGACAUCCUGUGGGAGCAUCUCGAGAUCCUGCAGAAAGAUGUCGACGCAGCGAAGGCCUCUCUGGAGAACGUGCCGGCGAACUUGUAUGAAAGCGUAUGCGUGCCAGAUUUAGGUGAUUUUUUGGGAUACCAGGGCGGCCAUCAGGUGGCAGCAUCGGAACAUAAAAACCCACCGACGCCCGCCGGUUCCACCGCCUCGAACAACUCCUCCGGUCCUCCUCAGAGCGCUACGCAACAACCCCCGAUACAACAACCCUCUUCGGGCGCGGUGUCCCUGCCGUCGUCGAGACAGUAUCAUAACGAUGGUGGUUAUAAUCAUCUUCGCAGUCCCGUGUGCCAAGACGAGAGUCAAAGAGACGAAACGUCGCCACCGCCCCACAGCCAUAGCACCCAACCACCGACCUCUCACUCUAGUACUCCUAACAGUAAUAACAACAAUAACAACAACAACAAUGCUAACAACGCGUACAUCCAUCUACGGAAUUUAAGUCAGCUCAAAACGGAAUCGAACUAUAACAAUCAUCACAUAGCGGAGCAUCUCCAAGGCGGAGGUGGCGGACUGGGCAGCGGUGGUGAUCUUGCUGGUACAGGGAAUAACGAGAGCGACUUGAGAGUCAGCGCGACCGCCACGGAGAGUUACAUGACGCCGGCGCAUUAUUCUGGAUACGACGAUACCUCUGAGUAUCACAGCUUGCCGCAGGAGCACCAGGCGCCGCAUUCUUAUAAUUUGGACAAUUCGCCAGAGUUCUACAGCACCAGCGGGAUCCACAUCGAGCCGAAGUAUCAGCCGUCACCGUUCAAGAAUUAUCCUCGAGGUCGCUAUCAUGAGGGUUACAGCGAGAGCGGAUACGGAUACGAUACAGCGCCGUUUCAAACGGUUCCCGGAAGCGGGAGCGGUGCUGGAGGCGGCGGCGUUGGCGGUGAUCAGUGGGGUGUCGGACUUAGCGAACAUCCUUUGCCACAUCCUGCGUUUCUACCAGGGCUCGGGCCACGAGACUCCUCCAAUCCUCAUCAUCCUACGUCCAUUGCCAAUAAUGCGGACCAAAAGCCAUUGCUGCAAAGCACUAUGCUUCCAGGUUACGCAGGUGGCGGGCCAUGUUUCACUGGAUCAGGUCCGAUACAACUGUGGCAAUUUCUGCUGGAGCUUUUAACCGACAAGUCGUGCCAAGGUUUUAUCUCGUGGACCGGUGACGGCUGGGAAUUUAAGCUGACCGAUCCAGAUGAGGUUGCGCGCCGUUGGGGCAUCCGCAAAAAUAAACCCAAGAUGAAUUACGAGAAGUUGAGCCGAGGUUUACGCUAUUACUACGACAAGAAUAUCAUACACAAAACUGCUGGGAAGCGAUAUGUGUACCGUUUUGUAUGCGACUUACAAAGUCUACUAGGAUACAGUCCUGAGGAAUUACACGCAAUGGUAGACUUGAAACCCGAGAAGAAGGAAGAAGACUGAGUUUUUGUUAAUGAACAUGCUUUAGGACUGUGUCACACCGAUAAAUGAAAAGUAAUACAAUGUUUCUUUGCUUCGUGCGAAGAACAGAGAAAAACGGCGGGACAAAGUAUCCGUAACUAAGGAAUCACUAUAAGAUAACUAUUCUCUCAGAUGCAGAAGACUGUGAUAGUGCGUCUUCUUUGUUCAGAUGUAACAAAAUCGGAUCGGUCGUAUGUACCAAAGACAGGGUCUGCAUACCAUUGGUGCCUAAAGUUAAUGAAUCGUGAAUUUGUUUCUAAGUGAUUAAUUUGUCACAGCAGAUUUUAGAGAAUAUUUAUAGGAAUAACUCGUCAAUUUAUACAUAUAUAAAUAUAUAUUUUUAAUGUUAAAUGAUUUUUCAACAACUAUUAAGCACAUCGGAUGAUCAACUGAUGAUGCCCUAAAUUAUUUAUGACUCAUCAUUUUAACAUGUGUGUUAUAUCUCGUUGAUACAAUGAUAGAUGACACGAUAUGUGAUUGUUAUUACUAUAAUUUUACUAUAAUAAACUCAUACAAUAUACUAUGUAGCGAGCUUCAAUCCGAUAUUUUCAUGCUUUUCUAUGUAUAGAUUAAUUAAGAUUAUAACACUACUUUUCUCUCUUCCAAG
Harpegnathos saltator (Jerdon's jumping ant) is the source of this 2922-nucleotide messenger RNA. It is a transcript of the gene pnt, whose product is annotated as ETS transcription factor pointed. The transcript has 11 exons. Gene Ontology annotation, molecular function: sequence-specific DNA binding; DNA-binding transcription factor activity, RNA polymerase II-specific. Gene Ontology annotation, cellular component: nucleus. The record is from RefSeq and is a predicted model, not a curated record. Gene Ontology annotation, biological process: regulation of transcription by RNA polymerase II; cell differentiation. NCBI's taxonomy places the organism in Eukaryota, Metazoa, Arthropoda, Insecta, Hymenoptera, Formicidae. The coding region runs from base 255 to 2297 and encodes 680 amino acids.